AUGAGCGGUAUCCAGAACAACUUCCAGCCCGUCAUGGCCGAAGACACCACCGGCCCCCAAAUUAAUGGACAGCGUCGACGAUCGGGCCCCUUGAAGGACAUUGUUGCCCAACAAGACAGUCUUUACAAGUACAUCAGUUGGGAGGACCCAGCUCGAACUAUCGGAUCCUACUUUGCUGCCCUCGGCUUUCUGCUCGCCGUCCACCAUCUUCGCCUCACCCAACUGGCACUCAAGACCAGCGCCAUCGGUCUUGGAGUGAUGUCUGUAGCCGAGUUCGCCGGUCGAUCAUUCGGUCCCAACAACUUCGUCUCUCGAAUGCGUCCCAAGCAGUACAAGACCUUCCCCGAAUCCACCCUCAACGCUACACUCAAGGACAUCCACGAUUUCAUCCAAUAUGCUGCUGUCAAAGCUCAAAAGGUCAUAUUUGCCGAGGACCUCGAAAAGACAUUUUCGGCCUUCCUCAUCGCUACCUCGCUGUACUUCCUCACCCAGUUCAUGACCCCUUUCGGAAUUACCAUUUUGGCCCUAACAACAGUCUACAUUAUUCCUCUCGUCAGAUCCCCACAAGGCCGAGGCAUCGCCCGCGACGGAAUCGCACGAGCUCAGGAAAUCGGCAACGUCGCUGUCGACCAGGCCAGCACUAUGGCACAAGACAGCAAGGCCGCUGUUUCCAACAUGGCGUCUCGUGCCCAAGACACCGCUUCCAACUUGACCUCCAGCGCCCAGGAUACUGCUGGUACUCUUCGACAGCGUGCUGUUAACAUGGUUCCUGCUAACAUGGUUCCUGGAGUGAUGAAGGGCAACACUGCUAGCGACAUCACCUCCAGCGUCCCCCACAGCUCCUCCGAGCCUACUCAGGCUAGAGAUGUCUCUUCCAAGUACCCCAAGGAUGGCAUGUCUUUCAAUGAAUCCAAGGAAAUGGCUUCCAAGGCCGCCCAUGACAUGUCCCAUAGCUUCGAAAAGUCACCCAAGUCUAGCUUUAAUACUUCCGACAAGCCUAGUUACAGCAGCUCGGACAAGCCCAACUUCGGCACUCCCGUCAACCCUAGCUUCAAUACUACCGAUAAGCCAAGCUUCAGCAGUUUCGAUAACGCCUCUCAUGCCCCCGGUGUAUCUCAGUCCGCUGUCCAAGGUUUCCCCGAGCCAUCAAAGGACAGCUUCCCCUCCCACGGUCCCUCCGACGACUUUGGUGCAGUCACCAGCAACAAGUCACAGGCACCCAGCUCUCUUACCAGCAACAUCUCCAACGUUCCAUCCUUUACCGCUACCGGCUCCAACAUGUCCAGCAACCAGGCCCCUGCAGGCAAACGACCAUCCAUCGACGAUGGCGACUACGCCAUCCAGAACAAGAGGGAUCAGGGCUCUGAUUACCAACGAUUCGUUCCUCGCGAGGCUCCCAACAGAGGCAACCUUGGUACUGGCAUUGAUACAUCGAUGGGCAAGAUGCCGCUCGGCGACGUGAUCGAUCAGAAGAACGAGGCUGGAGAUAAGGCUCCGCCCCUGUCUGCUGGAGGUAUCAACGCUAUGAGGUAG
This is a messenger RNA of Fusarium pseudograminearum CS3096, 1533 nucleotides long. RefSeq lists its product as uncharacterized. NCBI's taxonomy places the organism in Eukaryota, Fungi, Ascomycota, Sordariomycetes, Hypocreales, Nectriaceae. The transcript has 4 exons. Bases 1 to 1533 code for a protein of 510 amino acids. The record is from RefSeq and is a predicted model, not a curated record.